CUAAGGGUCCUUUGGUUUGGUUUUCGACUUUGAGUUUUUCGACGGCAUUCAGUUGUGAGAAGUGAUAAACGAACGCGACAUGCGUUAAAGAGAUCGUGCAUACUCAUUUCAAUUCGUUCGGUUUAAUCUUUUAAAUUAUUUCGUUAAUUCAUUUUUCAAAGGAUGUUGAGUCGGAAUAUGGGAUUUUUGGACUGUGGAAAGGUUUAACAAAAACCUCACAGAUUUAUUUGCUUAUAGCAAAGAAUGGUGGGUUAUUAUCAAAUAAAACAAAUUACAAAUUCCACAACGAUGUCGGUCAAGAAUGAAAUAUCGACUGUGGAACCAGUAGAUCCUGUGAAAAGUCUCGUAUGUAGUCCGGAUUUAAGUGUAUUCACUUCACCGGCAUGUGGUUCUGAAACAUUAACAAAUAUUGAAGAGAAGACAUACCAGUGUUUGCUGUGUCAGAAAGCCUUUGAUCAAAAGAAUUUAUAUCAGAGCCAUUUGCGCUCACACGGUAAAGAAGGUGACGAUCCAUACCGAUGCAAUAUUUGCGGGAAAACUUUUGCGGUACCUGCGCGACUGACUAGACAUUAUCGUACACACACUGGUGAAAAACCGUAUCAAUGCGAAUAUUGUAGUAAAUCGUUUUCCGUAAAAGAGAAUUUAAGCGUUCAUCGUCGUAUACAUACAAAAGAACGGCCUUACAAGUGUGACGUGUGCGAACGCGCGUUUGAACAUAGUGGUAAACUACAUCGGCAUAUGCGAAUUCACACCGGAGAACGGCCUCAUAAGUGUACUGUCUGUUCAAAAACGUUCAUUCAAAGCGGACAAUUAGUAAUUCAUAUGCGCACGCAUACCGGAGAAAAACCAUACGUUUGCAAAGCAUGUGGCAAGGGAUUCACUUGCUCAAAGCAAUUGAAGGUACAUACGCGUACGCAUACCGGAGAGAAACCAUAUACUUGUGACAUUUGCGGGAAAUCCUUUGGUUAUAAUCAUGUAUUAAAGUUACAUCAGGUUGCCCAUUAUGGUGAAAAAGUUUAUAAGUGUACAUUAUGUCAUGAAACUUUUGGUUCAAAGAAAACAAUGGAGUUACAUAUUAAAACUCAUUCAGAUUCAUCAGUUGUUGGUUCUCCUCGGGAUUCGCCAAUUGAGCCAGAAAUUGAAAUCUCACAGAAUAGUGUAAGCACUGGCAGUGACAAGGAAAAUCACAAGACUGAAGAGCCAAACGAUGAAGUUGCUACUUACGAUAACACUCCACGUGAUUUUCCUUAUUAUAUGUAUUCCAGAGAGCAGUAUUCACAAUCACAUCUCAUAUCUAGUGAAAAUAGAGACUUUCAAACAACACCUACUGUCUCUGUUGAACAGCCUCAUUUAUUUUUGUAUCCAGAAGUUUCUUCAACAUAUACUGGUUUUGGAAUUCAAAGUACUGAUUUUGUUGGUGAUUGUUCAUCUCUUCUCAAUUUGCCAGGAAAUGAUGCUCGUAGAAGAGUUGAGGCUGCGCUGGAAGCAGUUGAAGAAGAAAGGCAAAGAGAAUAUGGAAUCAGAGUUGAAAGAGAUCCAAUUCUAACUCCUCCAAGUAGCAAUCCUGUGAGUCCUGUACCUUCGCCAGAUCCUCUUGAUUUGGCAAUUCCUGUACGAGAAACAUUAAUUCUCCCUCCAAGAAAACGGUGUAAAAUGAUAUUAGAAUCCAUGGAAAUUGAAAGGAAUGGUCUUAUUGCCUCUCAAAGACAGAACUCUGUUAUUCAAUUUGCAAAAGCAUCAUAGUAGAAGAUAUGGAAGAAAUUAAUUAUUAUGAACCAGUGAUAAUGUCAUAAAUGGUGAGACAUAAUGUUCAUGAAAAAAUAUAAAAAUUUAAGUAUAAUUAAUGGAAGAUAUAGUGAGAUUAUCAUUUUCGAUCAAGUAUCAAAGUUAU
Molecule: messenger RNA, 1891 nt
Organism: Apis laboriosa (Himalayan honeybee)
Lineage: Eukaryota; Metazoa; Arthropoda; Insecta; Hymenoptera; Apidae
Gene: Kr-h1
Product: zinc finger protein 791-like
Exons: 3
Coding region: 244-1743 (499 amino acids)
Source: RefSeq, a predicted model, not a curated record